AUGAAUCUACUACUAUCCUUAGUGGUUGUUUUUCUCUCGAUUGAACUAUACGAAGCGAGUCCUAUCAAGGUUGCCCCGGUGAACCGGAAACGAGACGAUGAUCCUAUUCCUCAUGCCGGUGCCAAUAGGAUCGUGAACGCAUUUAACGCAUAUACUAGGUGGAAUGAUGAAAUGAACUUGAGGUCCCAGUUCCGGGACCUACCGCGGAUUCCUGGUGAUUUUUAUCGCUACGACAUGAGAGCUCAGCAGGCUGGUCAUCCUAGCUCCGAACAAACACGAAGCCCGAAUCUAGGCUCAUUUGGUCUAUCAGACGGCUUUAAGGUCUCCUUACUCGACAAUGCGCAAGAGGAUAUCGUGGUAAUUGCUUUUACACCACAAAACCACUGGGCUAGCACUAUUGCGCAUCAGACAGUGGUCGACUACCUUAAAGCGCCUAAGAAGAAGAGGCCGGACCUCCAACAGGCUAUCUCUAGUAUGAUCUCUGCGAAGAAUGAGCCUUCACGGCUCCCCGGGUUUCAUGCAUGGCUUGAAAAUCUACGAUCGUUGGAACAGAGGUCCAGCCGUGUUGAAUGGCCAAAUGAUAUUCAAAUGAUUAUUUGGCAACCGCGAUUCCCCAAUGACGAAACGCUUUCGAGUCGAUUAGUUGAAAUCGUCGAAGAAAUCAAGAAGCAAUUCACCGGGGCAGCAAACGAGCUUUUUGAGAACAAAAAACUCCGUUGGAAGGCAGUCGAUUUUAUGCUCAAAUUGGAGUCAUGGCCUUCCGCGGACAGGUCUCAAUUCGAUUGCAAUCACCCCGACGAUAGCGAAGACGACGGGGACCAGCCAGCGAUCUUCGAUAAUGAUGGCAAAGGAAAGAAACCCGAGAUGGAAGAAUUUUUGCCAUCAGACGAUGACGCAUUGCCAGUAAAUAUACAUGGUCGCAGACGGCCACCGCAUAGAGUGACCUUGGUUCAUUUCAAGAACCCGGACAUGUACUCUGUGUCGGUGGUUGCCGUAUAUGUCACGGGCGUCGCUAGUAGUCGAUUUCCCAUGGUCAACAUGUUCAAAGAUAUGGCUUUGACCAAGUGGGCUGGAGACUAUGUUUUUCGCACCUAG
Penicillium alfredii is the source of this 1095-nucleotide messenger RNA. RefSeq lists its product as uncharacterized. NCBI's taxonomy places the organism in Eukaryota, Fungi, Ascomycota, Eurotiomycetes, Eurotiales, Aspergillaceae. The transcript has a single exon. Bases 1 to 1095 code for a protein of 364 amino acids. The record is from RefSeq and is a predicted model, not a curated record.